Molecule: messenger RNA, 1260 nt
Organism: Canariomyces notabilis
Lineage: Eukaryota; Fungi; Ascomycota; Sordariomycetes; Sordariales; Chaetomiaceae
Exons: 2
Coding region: 86-1219 (377 amino acids)
Source: RefSeq, a predicted model, not a curated record
CUCAACCGGAACCCUCAAGGUCCUCCAGGCUUCAGUGGGUGCUAUCUCCGCAGUCCACUCCGACAUCACAUCGCGCUUCAUAACCAUGCCUCUCCACCUCCUCGGCAAAAAAUCAUGGAACGUCUACAACCCCGCCAAAAUUGCCCGCGUGCGGCGCGACGAAGCCGAGGCCCGCGCGCGGGAAGAGGCCGAGGAGCAGCGCAUGCAGCAAGCCGACGCUGACCGCCGGCUAGCCAUUCUGCGCGGCGAAAUCCCACCUCCCCUCGAAGAGGCUCCUUCAUCUAAGGAGCUUUCGACGGCACCGCCCCGCGACGGUAAUCGCAGCAGCGGUUGGACCCCCGGCACGACGGGGCGCAAGCGAAAGCGCCACGGGGAAGAUGACACAGAUUACGAGAUGCGCCUGGCGCGGGAGCGAGCCCUGGUUCAGGGCAGCGACAGUCACCGCGGCGAAGAACCAGGCAAACCUUCUCAGAGCAGCAGCAGCAGCGCGGCGCUGGUCGACAGCACGACAGGGCAUAUCACCUUGUUCUCCGAGGCUGACGUGCGAGCCGCCGAGAAGAAUGAGGAGCACGAGUGGGAGGCGGCGCGCAAGAAGCGCGAACUGGCGGACCAGUACCAGAUGCGCUUCGCCAACGCGGCCGGCAGGGACGGGCAGGAAAGCCUGACGGGGCGGGGGCCGUGGUAUGCCUCUGCCGACGGCGAGGCGUCGGCGGCCCUAGUGCCGAGUCGAGAUGUUUGGGGAAGGGAGGACCCCGGCAGGAAGGUCCGGGAGGCGGUGCGGCUGGGUGCGAGUGAUCCGCUCGCUAUGAUGAAGAGCGGCGCGGCGAAAGUGAGGGAAUUGGAGCGGGCGAGGAAGCGGGAGGCGGAGGAGAGGGAAAGGGAAUUGGAGGCGCUGAGAAAGGAAGAGCGGAGGAGGGAGAGGAAGAGGAGAAGGGAACUGGAAAGUGAUAGACGGAGCGAGCGGCCGAGGGAUAGUCCGGAUAAGGGAGAUUAUCACUCAGGGCGAGAGCGCGCUCACAGGCGUCGAGAUGCAGAUGGGGAAGAACUGCCCAGGCGCCGGAGCAAAGAGCGUGAGAAAAGGCCAGACGAUGUCGAAGAGGAUGGACAUGAGAAGCGGCGCCACAGGAGCGAUGGCAGGCGCCGCCAUCGCCAUCGCUCAAGAAGCAGAGACAGAGAUAGAGCCAGAGACAGAGCCAGAUCCACCCAUAACCAUCGCUGACCAGCAGCGUCCGUCCCAUAAAAUACACAAACAAUGACCUU